UAUCGAGGCAGGGCUCGUAAGUCGUAACUGAGUAUCGUUGUCGGCCAUAGAUAUAUCCAACUUGUUUUUCAAAUAGAGAGAGAAUAAGAACAAAGAAGAGAUCAUCAAUCGUUAUCAAAUAGUCAAAUCGACAACCAUGGCAAUGAGAUCCGUAGCUGCUGCUGCUUCUCGCUCAUCACUUCAUCGUGCGAUCGAUGAAGCUGCUGCUGCGCCCAGUGCUUCGCUUUUUUCUCGCUAUUUCUCGGAUGGCAAACGCAUUCUCAGCGAAGAGGAGCGCGCUAAAGAGACCGUCUACAUCCAGAAAAUGGAGAGGGAGAGGUUGGAGAAAUUGAAACAGAAGGCGGAGAAGGAGAAAGCCGGGAAAGAUAAAGAAGUUGAUGGCAAGAAAUCAGAGGCCGAUUCUCACUAAAGACAAGCAAAUUCAGAGUCUUGCAGUUUCUUCGAUAGCUUCCUGAGACGAACCCAAAUAAAUUUACAUUGUACUCAAGUGGAUCAGUGUGUUGAGUACAACCUUGUUCAUGAACUAAUUCGUUGUUGUUUUGGUUGUCUAUGGUAUGAGAUUAUGUUGUAUACAAUCUCGUUUGAUGAGAAAGAAGUUUGUUUUUGCAGUCAUGUUUGCCUGUUUUUAGUACUGCAUUGGUUACUUCUUGUUAUUCGUUGUAUAUCUAAGGUUUCAUUGCACCUAUUUGAAAAUUCACAAAUGACUCUAACAAGAUCGUAUAUAAAUGUGAUAAAGUUUGUUCUUA
This is a messenger RNA of Beta vulgaris subsp. vulgaris (sugar beet), 746 nucleotides long. RefSeq lists its product as hypothetical. The record is from RefSeq and is a predicted model, not a curated record. Bases 137 to 409 code for a protein of 90 amino acids. NCBI's taxonomy places the organism in Eukaryota, Viridiplantae, Streptophyta, Magnoliopsida, Caryophyllales, Amaranthaceae. The transcript is spliced from 3 exons.